Asterias rubens (European starfish) is the source of this 1084-nucleotide messenger RNA. RefSeq lists its product as uncharacterized. The record is from RefSeq and is a predicted model, not a curated record. The transcript is spliced from 2 exons. Lineage: Eukaryota; Metazoa; Echinodermata; Asteroidea; Forcipulatida; Asteriidae. Bases 59 to 1084 code for a protein of 341 amino acids.
UGUGAUAUUUUAGGUUAGUUUUUGAGAUUUAGUUUCAUCUACAUUGAACGUGCUCACGAUGAACUUCCAGGAUUGUGACAGCAUUGACCGAUCGCCCAACAAGCGAAGAAAUGUUGAAAUUGACAGUGAUGAUUCAGAUGAUGACAUUGCACUGACUGGUCUGAGAACGCAGAUCCGCACAGAAAACAGAGCGGAAGUUCGGAAGAUGUUUCAUGUUGAAAACCAGAUGAGCCGUCAAGAACAAACUUCGGAACUUAUCCUUGAUAUUCUCGGUGACAUUCAGUCCCGCCUGGUGACAAUGCAGGAGAAACAAGAAGAGAUGGAGAAAAAACAACUAGACAUCGACUUCAAACAAGAUCGACUUCGGGAGCUGGUGAAAGUCAUGGCUUCAAAGAUAUCGCCAGACAUAUUAGAAGAACCAUCAAAUCCACCCACUCCGUCCGUUUCAUCAACCCCAGUCCGCUCGACAGGCCUACCAGUCCCAGUCCGUCUUCCAGGUCCGUCUAUUCUAGACGGUCCGCCAGGUCCAUCAACCCAAGGCCGUCCAUCAGGUCCAUCAACCCAAGCCCAUCAGUUCAUGCGACCUAUCUCAGUGCCGUCAUCCGAACAAGAAACAGCUGUGGACACAACUCCGUCACAACCGCAAUCGGCAAAACUUAUGUCGGGCCCUGAUUCUGGCACCUAUCUACUCGGUGGAAGUGAAACUCUGGUGCGUUCUGUUGCCGAUUACAACGCCAUGUUGAGAGAAGUGCAGCAAAGACGUCGCAACGCAUCAGACAAUGAAAAGGGAAAACUGCUAUGUGUCUGCCUCUUGAAAAGAGAGGUACCAAAAGAAGAACUGGCCAUCAAAAAUGUCACUGGAAACUCUAGAGAUGAGAACAAAAAGCGAUGCAAAAUCCCCCAGCUCGACAGAGUCAUCAUACACAGCAUUUUCCAUCAAGCCAAGAUGCAAUUUACUGGAUUUUCUGACUGGUACACAGACUCUAAAAGUAAGACCGUGGAAGCGCUCAACGAAUGCUGCAAGCGAGCCCGUUACGAAAAAAGAAAACGGGUGCUUGUGGAAACCGUAGAUAAUAGUAACUAG